Molecule: messenger RNA, 2808 nt
Organism: Apis cerana (Asiatic honeybee)
Lineage: Eukaryota; Metazoa; Arthropoda; Insecta; Hymenoptera; Apidae
Product: ATP-binding cassette sub-family G member 1
Biological process (GO): transmembrane transport
Cellular component (GO): plasma membrane
Molecular function (GO): ABC-type transporter activity; ATP hydrolysis activity; ATP binding
Source: RefSeq, a predicted model, not a curated record
UUUUUCAUUUUUAUCAUUAUUAUAUAUUUCGAUGUAUUAUCGUAUCGCAUCCAUACGCAAACAUUGUGCAUGAUUCACAUUGGACUUUAAAUAUGCUUUUUAAUUCUUUGUUAUAAUAUUUAUCAGUAUUUUUAAUAAUUUAAAUUAUCAUAUUAAAAAAAACUUCUGCUCAUUAAAAUUAAAAUAGUUAAAAAUAUUAAUUAUAUCAAGAUGAUUUACAUGAUAUAUGAUAUCAUUGUGAUAGCAGCCGACACAAUUAUGUGUACAGUACAGAGUGUCGUUAGGAAUAGGGAACAUAGUAAAGUUAUUUUAGCGUCAGUCUUUAACCGCGACUUGUCGUGAAUCAAGCUUUCAACCGUUUUCACGGGUUUUUUAAUUUUUUAUCAGUGACGCUUUUAUAAGCAAAUAAUUAUCAAACAUGCUUACAAAAUCGGGAUUGAAGACAAAACAAAGCAACAAUGGAAUGGAUGAUAUCUCAUUAUCAUUAUUAAAUUCCAAAAAAAUGGCCUCUAUUAACAUCGAAUUUAAUGACUUAACUUAUACAAUACCUUAUGGUAGAAAAGGUAAAAAAGUGAUAUUAAAAGGAAUUAGUGGACAAUUCAAAUCUGGACAUUUAACGGCAAUAUUGGGUCCUUCAGGGGCCGGAAAAUCCACCUUAUUAAAUAUCCUUGCGGGAUACAAAGCAAUUGGCCGCGUAACAGGACAAAUAAAUAUCAAUGGACAAAAGCAAGACGUGGAACACUUUAAAAAAGCGUCAUGUUAUAUCAUGCAAGAAGAUCUUCUUCAACCAUGGCUCACGGUACAAGAGACAAUGCAAUUUGCUGCGGACUUGAAACUUGACAAGAAUAUUUCUCAAAAAAUGAAAUUAAAUAUUAUAGAAGAAAUUUUAAAUAUUUUACGGUUACAUCAUGCAAGGCACACAAGUACCGAGCGUCUAUCGGGUGGCGAGAAAAAAAGACUCUCGAUAGCUUUAGAACUCAUAAACAAUCCACCAGUUAUAUUUCUCGACGAACCAACUACAGGAUUAGAUCAAACAUCUGCCACGCAGUGUAUCGAACUUUUAAAAUCUUUAGUACGAUUAGGAAGAACUGUAAUUUGUUCCCUUCAUACUCCAAGUGCAAAUAUCUUCUCGAAAUUCGAUCAUGUUUACGUUUUAAGUGCCAAUGGCCAAUGUGUUUAUAGAAGUACUACGCGCAACUUGGUACCAUUUAUGCGACAGAUUGGUAUCGAAUGUCCGCAGCAGUACAAUCCUGCCGAUUUUGUAUCAGAAGUGUCAGCGGGUGAUUAUGGUUCGGAAUGGAUAAAUCGAAUGGUGAAUGCCGUAAACACAGAAUUUCCUAUUACUCCUAUCUCUCAACAAACGAGUUUCGAAUUUCAAAUCAAUACGACAAUAUCGAAAGUGUCUUGGUUUGAACAAUUUGUUAUUCUAUCGAAAAGAAGGUUUUUACAGUUACGUAGAAAUAAGGAUUAUAUGUAUUUAAAAAUAUGUUUACACAUAUUCGUUGGCUUCAUUAUCGGCGGUUUAUUUGUAAAUAUUGGAAACGACGGAUCGAAAAUCAUAUAUAAUAUUGGUUUCUGUUUAACUUGUUUAAUAUUUUUACUUUAUGUACCAAUGUUACCGAUAUUAAUGCAUUUUCCCAAAGAAGUGAAAUUGAUAAAACGAGAAUAUUUUAAUAUGUGGUAUGAUUUGAGUCCUUAUUAUUGUGCAUUGAUCAUAAUCAACAUACUUACACAGAUGUUAGUAUCAUCGAUAUAUUUAUCAAUAGUAUAUGUGAUAACAGAUCAACCUCUGGAAUUUUUUAGAUGCGCUAUGUUUUAUAGCACCGGUUUAAUAUGCUCGUUUAUAGCAGAAAGCAUAGCAUUAGCUAUAGCUAGCAUAUUGAACAUCGUGAAUGGCAUAUUUGUUGGGCCUGCAAUUUCUGUCCCCUUAAUGUUGGUUGCAGUACAAGGCAUUGGCGAAACAAAAACUUUACCUCUUUAUCGACAAUUGAUAAUGUAUCUAAGCUAUAUUCGCUAUGGUUUAGAAGGUCUUAUAAGUGCUUUAUAUGGUUAUAAUAGAGGAAAGUUAUAUUGUCCAGCUACAGAAAUGCUAUGUAUAUUCGGAACACCUCGACAACUUUUACAAAUAAUGCGUAUAGAUCAUGUGGCUUUUUGGAUUGAUUUUACUGCGUUAAUAGUUAUCUUUAUAUUUUUACAAAUUCUCACUUAUUAUUUACUCAGACAACGACUUAAACCGAACAAAAUGUUCCAAACACUUUUUCUGAUUAAAAUGGUAAUAAAAAACCAUUUUAACAUCGUCAAUUAAAACUUUUAAACUUAACAAUUUUAUUUUUUGUAAUAGAUUUAUUAUUUUUAAAAAUAUUAAUUUUGAAAAAGAGAAUAAUUGAUUUUUUACAAUUUAUCUCUGAAUAUGAUAAAAAUUAUAAUAAUAUAAAAUUCUUGAAGAAAAUCUAUUUCUUUGAAAUGAUAUGAAAUGUAAUGUAAUCAAGAAAGAUGUAUAUAUAUAUAUAUAUAUACAUAUAUAUGUAAGAUAUGUAGGAAAAUUUAAAAAAUGAUUUUAAAAUUAAAUACAAAAUUAGUAUGCAAAAAUUUAUUCUAGUAUUCUAUUGAAGUAUAUUUUUCAAAUUAUAAGUAAUUUAAUUUUGUACUAAAUCAAGAGAGAUAAGGAAUUACAUAGACUUGAUAAAAUAAAAAGAUAUAAACUUAUAUGGAUGAAUUGAAAUAGAGAGAUAUAAUUAUCUAUUUCUGCUAUCUCGUUUUAUCUUUGUUUUGCAAUUGCUUGUAAUUUAAUAAAAAAGUCUCAAUCAA